AUGCCGUCCGACGUUGCGACCCGGUAUCAGCCGCCGCUGGUCACAGUAUCGGGCGGUGUCGUCUCGACCGUCCACACCGUCCUCGGCUUUAUCGCCUUUUUGGGCGCGCUCGUCACCGCCCUUGCGCUCCACUAUGAAAGGAUCGUCAAGAACCACGUCGCCGGCUACCCGCAAGAGUACUGGCCCUCGGUCAGCGCAACCAUUGGCGACUGGUUCCCGGAGCGCAACAUCUUUCAGGUCGGCAUCGCCCUGAUGGCGGGGCCUCGCUUCCUCCUCGUAUUCCUCUCCGCCCUCCUGGUCUCGCUCGCCACCCCUUCGGGCUCCAAGAAGGCGGCCAUCCUGCUCAUCGUCGGCACAGCGAGGACUUUCGCCUGCGGAGGCUGGGUCUACGUCACCUCGUCCGACCACCACGACUUCCACGACAUCGCCAUGGCCGCCUACCUCUUGCUCACGCCGCCUUGGAUGUACAUCACCAGCGGCAGCCUCGCGCCGCAGCCCAACAAGUACCAGUCGACCCCGGACGGCGACCGCGACAGCGUGGCGGCCAAGGCGAGGAAGAUGCGACGCCUGGCCGCGACCCUGUUCUUCUCCUGCAUGCCUCCAAUGGGCCUCUUCUUCUACCGACACAAUGUCCUGCGUAUCCCAGGCGCCUACUCCCAGUAUGCCUUCUUCGAAUGGGGCCUGAUCAUCUUUGAUCUCCUCUUUGACGCCGCAAGCGUGUACGACCUGUCGAGGCUGGAGCUCCACGUCAUCGAGGCUCCGAAAACCAUCGUAGCUGCGGGCAGCCCAGCCAAAGCAGACUCUGCCGCCAAAGUAGGAGGGGCAUGGUUCAAUGGAGGCAAGGCCGAAGCCUUCACCACCGGCGCCUGGAGCACCGUUCCGGCCGACUUUGGCGUCAAGAAGGAGCCUGCAGGCGUUCAGACCAAGGAGGCGGGCACGAGCAAGAGGAGCGCCUAUAGAGAUGCGAAAUCUCCCGAGAAUCUCUCCACGCGAGACCUGGUGUCGUUGGGCUCGGAAUGCUACCUCGCCUUUUGCUUCUGGACCUCCCUGACGGCUCUCCAUCCGAUGAUCUUCUUCUUCUCGGUCUACAAUAUGGGCAUUGGCGGCCACGAGGCGCUGCUCGUCUCGCAGGUCAUCGGUCUGGGCCUGACCCUCGCCAUGCCUCCGCUGCGCCGUCCUGCGAUGGACUCAAUUGGCGGCAUUGCUCACGUCGGCCGGCUGUCGAACCGUCCGCAGUCCUUGAUGUGGCUGCUUUCGCUCGCCGGCAUCGCCAGCUGGUGGAUUGAUAGCGCUCUGUACCGUCUGCUGGCGGUCGCGUUCUCCAACGCCGUGCUCGCGGUCCUCCUCGCCGUCGACUGGGGCGCCAGCUGGGAGUCUGGACAGCUGACCACCAAGGUGGCAGUGUGGCUGGUGGGGCUGCUGUUGUCCAACCUGGCCAAGUACGCCAACCACAGCAACAACCCGGCGUGGCCUUUCCUCGAUUCGACCAACGGCGGGCUCAACCCGUAUGCGCUCGCGCUCGGCGUGCUCUGCACCCUCGAGAUCUGGACCAGGCCGCGCAAGGAGGGUCGGCCGGCCAUCAACUUCCGCUCCGCCAACGAAGGCCUCGGCAGCUUUUGGAAGGCCUCGAUCGGGACGGGCGUCCUUCUUUACGCCCUCCAUGCUCAUCUGACCGAUACGGGAACGCUGAUCGCCUGGGGUUGGACCGGUUACCCUGUGACUGGCCCGACGGCGAUCCAGUACGGCUCCGUCAUCCUCUCGGCCAUGGCAGCCUCGACCCUCAUCAGACUCGGCGAGCCUCGCGUGGCAACUAGCCCUCUGCUCGUCGCCGUCCACGCCAUCUCGGCAUACCUGCUCAAGUGGCACACGGACUGGGUGAGCUUCGUCGGCGCCGCCGGCUUCGCCUUCACCCUGCCUCCGCUCGCCUUCCCCCUGAUCGCCGCGGCCAUGCGCCACAACCCGCUCAAGGUGAUGCUCGCAAGUUGGCUGGUUGCCAACGUGCUCGUCUUUGUCGGCAUCCUCACCGUCGCCUACGCCUUUGUGCCGGGCGGCAAGAUCAUGCGCGAGAGGACGGGAUUCAUGCUCGCCCUGCAGGUCGUUCUGCUCGCCGUGGGGCAGCUCAAUGCCCGCGAGGCCAACGCCAUCGGUGCGCCGCCCAGCAACGACAAGGAAGCCGAAAAGGCGUCGUCGGCGGCGUCCUCGCGCCCCUUUGAGGGCGUGUCGGGCUUCAGCAAGUACCUCGGCCGCAUCAUGGCGGCCAUUGUCAUCGCGAGCAACAUUGUUCCCGCCUUCCGCUUCGUGGAGCCGUCAUCCAUCGAGCCCUACCAUGCGCCCGACAGGCUGGUGACGGCGGGCAUGUGGACCGUCCACUUUGCACUCGACCAGCACAUGCUCGACAGCUCACGGCGCAUGUCGUCGAUCAUCAAGCACCUCGACCUCGACAUCAUCGGCCUCGUCGAGACAGACCUUCACCGGCCCGUGUUCGGCAAUCGCGACCUGACCCAGUUCCUCGCAGAAGACCUGGGCAUGUACGCCGACAUCGGACCGAGCCCAAAGUCGAACACGUGGGGCGCCGUGCUCCUCUCCAAGUUUGAGAUCAUCAACAGCACCCAUCACCUCCUUCCCUCGCCCAACGGAGAGCUCGCCCCCGCCAUCCACGCCGUCCUGGACAUCUACGGCGUGCACACCCACGUCAUCGUCUCUCACAACGGGCAGGAGGAAGAUCCGCUGGACCGCGAACUCCAGACUACCGAGAUCGCCCGCAUCCUCCGCGAGGCCUACCCGCACCCGGCCAUCUUCCUCGGCUACGUCGUGACAAAGCCCCACGCGGAACGACCGGCUCCUUACAAGAUCCUGUUCGAGGAGGGCCGGAUCCACGACGUCGAGGUGACCGACAUGAAUCGAUGGUGCCAGUACCUCGGAUUCCGAGGGCUGCAGAGGAUCGGGUACGCACGCGUCUCGCGGUACACGGUGACCGACACGGAGCUGCAGACAAUGAAGCUGGUGGUCCCGGAGCAUCCCAUCGACCCGGACCGCAACGACCUGACCAUGUUUGUCGCCGCCGAGACGUAUCCCGAGUCGAUGCGCUACCCCGUGGACUUGAUAGAUCCGGAAGCCAAGGUCUACGACCGGCACAAGUAUUCGCCGUACCUGUAUCCCAUCUUCUACGCCAAGCCGUAG
Pseudozyma flocculosa PF-1 is the source of this 3180-nucleotide messenger RNA. RefSeq lists its product as uncharacterized. The transcript has 6 exons. The coding region runs from base 1 to 3180 and encodes 1059 amino acids. Lineage: Eukaryota; Fungi; Basidiomycota; Ustilaginomycetes; Ustilaginales; Ustilaginaceae. The record is from RefSeq and is a predicted model, not a curated record. Gene Ontology annotation, cellular component: endoplasmic reticulum. Gene Ontology annotation, biological process: GPI anchor biosynthetic process; fungal-type cell wall organization.